This is a messenger RNA of Achroia grisella, 321 nucleotides long. RefSeq names its product large ribosomal subunit protein eL39 (gene RpL39). Lineage: Eukaryota; Metazoa; Arthropoda; Insecta; Lepidoptera; Pyralidae. The transcript has 3 exons. Bases 105 to 260 code for a protein of 51 amino acids. Gene Ontology annotation, biological process: translation. Gene Ontology annotation, molecular function: structural constituent of ribosome. The record is from RefSeq and is a predicted model, not a curated record. Gene Ontology annotation, cellular component: cytosolic large ribosomal subunit; ribosome.
UUUAUCGAUUACAAAAUAUCGAUAUUUUGUCGUUGGGUAUCGUUCACAGCAUCGCUGACUAGACGACUCUACUCUGUCAUUUUGUUUUGACAGCUUGAGGCAAAAUGUCGGCCCAUAAGACAUUUAUUAUUAAGCGAAAACUAGCUAAGAAGCUCAAACAAAACAGACCUAUUCCCCAAUGGGUUAGAAUGCGCACUGGGAACACUAUUCGGUACAAUGCUAAGAGGCGUCACUGGAGGAGGACAAAACUCAAGCUUUAAGCUUCUUUCUAUGUCCGUUAUCUAAUAAUUAAAUUUCCUCCCAAAACUACAAAUUAUUUCA